AUGGCCAUCGACUACAUCAGCUUUGCCUACGCUGCGACCAUUGCCGCAGGCGGGGUCAUGGGCUAUGUCAAGGCCGGAAGCACCGCUUCUCUGGGAGCCGGCCUGCUGUUUGGCUCUGUAAUGGGCUUUGGAGCGUACCAGACUUCCCAGAACCCAAACAACUAUUAUCUCUCCUUGGCCGCUAGUUCCAUUCUGAUGGGAGUCAUGGGCAACAGAUUUCUCUUCCAGAAUGCCAAGUUCAUGCCUGCAGGAUUAGUAGCUACCCUGAGCCUGGCGAUGGUUAUGAGACUAGGUGCCCGUGGCUUGGGUCUUGUUCAACAGUAACAUCUUUCUUUUUGCACUUCUAUUCUACGGGUCAACUGGCAUUAAAAUUUGUCCAUGCACACUCAAUGUAGUUGAUUUGCCAUGAUGAAUUAAACGUUUUAUUUUGUUACAACAAC
Messenger RNA from Neocloeon triangulifer, 440 nucleotides. RefSeq names its product transmembrane protein 14C. Gene Ontology annotation, biological process: regulation of heme biosynthetic process. The transcript is spliced from 2 exons. The record is from RefSeq and is a predicted model, not a curated record. Lineage: Eukaryota; Metazoa; Arthropoda; Insecta; Ephemeroptera; Baetidae. The coding region runs from base 1 to 324 and encodes 107 amino acids. Gene Ontology annotation, cellular component: mitochondrial membrane.